UAUUUUUUAGUUGUUAGUUUUUUUUUUUAAAAUAAAAAAUUUGUUUGCACCAAAUUUUCAAGAUUCUUAAAAGAAGAUGGUGAAUACAUUUGGAAUUUUGAGUGUGUCAUUAGUUACUCUUGUUUUAAUGUUGUUGGUUGACUCUAGCCAAAGCCUACGUCCAUAUCAUUUUUCCUAUCAUGGCAAAGGAACAAACAAGGACAAUCAAAACCAUGCCCACCUUAAGGAAGAAAAAAAAGGAGAUCAUGAUGUGUUAGGAAUGGAGAUGUAUCCAACAGGAUCAAGUUUACCAGAUUGUUCUCAUGCUUGUGGACCUUGUUUCCCUUGUAAGAGAGUAAUGGUGAGCUUUGCAUGCUCCAUUGCUGAAUCUUGUCCAAUUGUCUACAGAUGUAUGUGUAAAGGCAAAUAUUACCAUGUCCCUUCCAAUUGAUCCAUCCUACGAGAUCAGAGUCGCCACUCAAAAUUUAGUUUUAUUUAAUUUCAACCUCUAGUCAUGAUAUGUAUGUUAUUAUGGAGUACUAGCUAGCUAGCUAUGACUAAUAUUAUGCAAUGUUGCAUUUGGAUUAUUGUGCCUCAUUUAAUUUCCUUCAAGAUUUUGGUAGUGUCAUUGUAAAUAGGAGGAAUUGUAAGAGUUUUGUAGGUUUAGUUGU
Molecule: messenger RNA, 650 nt
Organism: Solanum stenotomum
Lineage: Eukaryota; Viridiplantae; Streptophyta; Magnoliopsida; Solanales; Solanaceae
Product: protein EPIDERMAL PATTERNING FACTOR 2-like
Exons: 3
Coding region: 77-430 (117 amino acids)
Biological process (GO): stomatal complex development; guard cell differentiation
Source: RefSeq, a predicted model, not a curated record